Molecule: messenger RNA, 1666 nt
Organism: Phalaenopsis equestris
Lineage: Eukaryota; Viridiplantae; Streptophyta; Magnoliopsida; Asparagales; Orchidaceae
Product: serine/threonine-protein kinase STY46-like
Biological process (GO): protein phosphorylation
Molecular function (GO): protein kinase activity; ATP binding
Source: RefSeq, a predicted model, not a curated record
GAAAUUGAUCAGUUUAGAGAGACAGUGAAGAAGGAAAUACGAAAAGCAAUGAAAGAACCAUACCUACCACCGGGACAAGGUCCACUCAUAUUGGAAGACUUGCAGGUUAAGAAGGAAGCUUCGUCAAACCAUAUGAGAAUUAUUACUGAUGGGUUUGAUGUUUUGGAGAUUGAUGCUAGCAGUUUAGAAUUUCAAAGCAAAUUUGCCUCUGGGUCUUGUGUUGAUUUAUACCGUGGUAAAUACUGUAGUCAGGAUGUAGCUAUAAAAGUCUUCAAGUCAGAGUAUGUCAGCGUGGAUAUGCAGCGUGAUUUUGCACAGGAAGUCUACAUUAUGAGAAAGGUUCGUCACAAAAAUGUUGUUAAGUUUAUCGGCGCAUGCACAAAGCCUCCUAACUUAUUUAUUGUAACAGAAUAUUUGUCUGGAGGAAGUGUGUAUGACUAUCUACACACGCAGCAAGGUGUUUUUAGCCUUCCUUCUCUGCUCAGAGUAGCCAUUGAUGUUUCUAAGGGUAUGAAUUAUUUGCAUCAAAAUAAUAUCAUACAUAGGGAUCUGAAGACUGCCAAUCUUCUGAUGGAUGAGAAUGAGGUUGUUAAGGUUGCUGAUUUUGGAGUCGCGUGUGUUAAAACUCAACCUGGGAUUAUGACUGCAGAAACAGGAACAUAUCGCUGGAUGGCUCCAGAGGUCAUCGAACACAAACCCUAUGAUCACAAGGCUGAUGUAUUUAGCUUUGGUAUCAUGAUGUGGGAGCUGCUCGCCGGGAAGCUUCCAUAUGAGUCCCUGACACCGCUACAAGCAGCCGUAGGCGUAUUGAAAACGGGGUUGAGACCAAUCAUUCCAAAGAACACUCAUCCCAAACUCACUUUAUUGAUUGAGAAAUGCUGGCAGAAAGACCCAGCUUUGAGACCUGACUUCUCAGAAAUAUUAGAUACGCUUACUUGUAUAGCCAAUGAGGUUCCAGAAAAGACUGAAUAGCAGCAAAAGCGCAAGGCAUAAAGUGGUCUUCUUUCAGUAUUUAGGAGCGGCCACUGAUUCUCUUCAUCCAGACAUGUUUUUUUACAUAUCAAAAGCUCUUUCUUUUCUCUCAUCAACAAUAAAUAUUUUUUUUUUGAACCAUCCCAUCUGUAGUUCAAAAAAAAGUAUGGUAAGCAUUCCUUUGUGUGUCCAUUCUGUAUACGUGGCCCCCGCCAUCGCGAUAAGGCGUGAGCUCGCCGAUGGAUGCUCAUGUGCCCAUAUGAGCCGGCCCGAGUCACCACCGAUGCUAGAAGAUAUUUUCCUGUGGAUCGAGUAUGCAGUUGUGUACUCUCCUUUUUGUGUAUGAGUGCACAGCAAUAUCUGCUUAAUAAUCCAAAUAAAUGAAGCAUAUAGGGAGUGCACAGCUGUGUACUGAGAUAUUCUGCACAUACAACUAAUUCGAUCGGGUGGGGAACUCUAUUUGUAAUUUUUCCUUUUGAAAGUGUUUCUUUGAAAAUGCUAUGUAGGAGAAUAUUGCUUGGGACUUUUUUCUUUUGGAACUGGGCCCUUCGUGUUCAUAUGUUUUGCAGAGGGAAGGUUUUUGGGGUUUUUGGACUGGUUUUAUUUAAUUUGGUUCAUUGCUGCAAGUUGGAAGUUUAUGUUUUCAUGUAAAUUCCUCUUAAAUUUUUUGUUAAGUUGUUUAGCUUGGUUAACA